Hemicordylus capensis (graceful crag lizard) is the source of this 1975-nucleotide messenger RNA. RefSeq names its product claudin-3-like. Gene Ontology annotation, molecular function: structural molecule activity. The transcript has a single exon. Gene Ontology annotation, cellular component: bicellular tight junction; plasma membrane. Gene Ontology annotation, biological process: cell adhesion; bicellular tight junction assembly. Lineage: Eukaryota; Metazoa; Chordata; Lepidosauria; Squamata; Cordylidae. The coding region runs from base 1 to 645 and encodes 214 amino acids. The record is from RefSeq and is a predicted model, not a curated record.
AUGUCGAUGGGGCUGGAGAUCGGAGGGGUGUCCCUGGCCACACUGGGCUGGGUGGGCUGCAUCCUGUCCUGUGCCUUGCCCAUGUGGAGAGUGACGGCCUUCAUCGGGGCCAACAUCGUCACGGCUCAGGUCACCUGGGUCGGGCUGUGGAUGGAGUGCGUCUUCCAGAGCACUGGGCAGAUGCAGUGCAAAGUGUACGACUCCAUGCUCUCCUUGGCAGCCUACAUGCAGGCCUCUCGGGCUCUGAUGGUCAUCGCUAUUGUCCUCGGGCUGCUCGGCAUCCUGGUCUUCCUCAUGGGGGCACAGUGUACCCGCUGCAUUGAGGACGACCGCACCAAAUCCAAGGUCACCAUCGUGGCUGGCAUCGUCUUUCUGCUGACUGGCCUCAUGACCCUCAUCCCCGUCUCCUGGUCGGCCAAUUCCAUCAUACGUGACUUCUACAACAACUACGUGCCGGAGUCCCGGAAGUGGGAAUUGGGGGCUUCCCUCUACAUCGGUUGGGCCGCCUCCAUCCUCCUCCUUUUCGGAGGGGCCCUGCUCUGCUGCUCCUGCCCCCCCAAGGAGGAGCGGUACUGUCCCACCAACGUGGUCUACUCCGCGCCCAAGUCCAUGAUGGCCAGCUAUGACAAGAAGAACUACGUAUGAAGCGGUGGAUUGCCGCAUGUGUGUGUAUGUGCGUAUGAGUGAAGUCUGAUUGCCUGUUGCCGUUCACACACCCGGACACUUCUGAUCUCCGCCUCCUCAGGGGAACAGGCACUCAGACGUAUCCUCAGGGAUAAAUGUACAGAUACAAGAUGCGUUUGCUUGCGUUUCCGGGAUAACUGCUUGUGUAUCGUGCCAGACUGGGACUCUCUCUGCCACCAAGAGCUUCUGGAAAUCUUUCCUUCCCUCCCUUGUGGAUAUUUUGACCCCAAACACACCCCAACCUGCCCUCCUCGGACUUCCAUCCUGGCGGAUCGGACUUCGAUUUCCACCGCUUGAACUUUGUCUCGGGUCGAGGACGGUUCGCAGAGAGUCGGGGCCUGACUGUCGAGAUAAGCCUGGCAGAUUUCCAGCAGGUGGCGUCUGGGCUGUCACGCCUUUCGUGCUAAGUCCUGAAGACUUCUCCAGUCUGGAAGAAACGCGAGGUGCUGCGAGGCCUCUCUUUUGCCCCACUCCUGUCAACCUUUUUGAGGGGGCUGCCUGGGGGAUGGAUUGAUUAAAGGGUGUGGGGAGGGGGAGGCCUCUGGCUAGUGCGUGCACGAGGCCGUGACCGUGGAGAGAGACGUCAUCCGCACUUGGCUUGCUUGAACGGAGAUGACUGGGUGGGUGACACCGAGGGAUGGAAAUGAAGAUAAACAAGCGCUGUCUAAAGUUAGGAGGGCAGUGUUCAGGCAUAGGAAGAGGCAGGAUGGGGCAAAGAGGCUGGGCUUUGUGCGGGUGGCAAGUUUCCCGGGAAGAAGGCAAAUGGCCGCCCAUUGAGGCUGAGGCAAACAUUGAGGUGGACAAGUCAGCCUCAAGCAUUUGAGACCUAAACGGCUCCAUCCCCAGGAGGAGGAGGCCGCUGUGGGGCAAAGGUGGAAGGCUGUAUCGAGGCAAGAAGCUCACAGUGGGUUGUCAGGCGGAGGGAUAAAGAUGGCCGCCACCCGCGGUACGCCCUGCCCUCAAGAAAGAGAAGGGGCUUCUCCUACCUAGAGGGAGAAUGUGCCGGCCUAUGCACCAUUUUGGACCUUCUCCUGGCUCCUUGGGCGGGGCAACCAGAGGCAGGAUUUGGAGGGGAAGUUCAGCAGGGGUCCCUAGCCCCUCGAGGGGGAGCGGCUUUCCUGAAUGACAUUUCCAGCUCUUCUCUCCGAAAUGCUUUAACUGGAGGUGGCAAAGAGGGUGGAUCUUGGCCAAGGGGUGGGGAAACCUUUGUUACAUACAGCGACUCGAAGACAACUGUGAUUUCUCCCUCCUGUUUUACGUUUGUACAAAGUGAUUUGGAGUUUCCUUCUUC